CAAGUUUUAACAAUACAAAAAUAUAUAUAUCUAAAACAUUUAGAAAGAAAGAAACAAAAAAAAUGAAAAAUAUUUCAAUCUUUCUAUUUGUUUUUACACUUUGCAUGAUCGAGAAUGCAUAUGGUGCCAAUUUAUUGAAAGGGGAUAAGACAACACUAUAUUUCAGGAACGCCCUUAGUUACAAGAAAUGGCUCAAGGUACAUUGUAAAUCAGGGAACGACGAUAUGGGUGUCCACUAUCUGAAACCGGGUGGAAUCGAUUACACAUUCAGUGUCCACGACAACGUUUUCGGGGGUACGCUUAUCUGGUGUACCCUGAGCAAAGGACCUGAUUAUAAGGUCUCUUCUAGGUUUGACGCCUAUAAACAGAACAAGGAUAAGCCUCACGGAAAGUCAUAUAACUAUCUUGCUAAAGAUGAUGGCAUCUACCACAGUAAUCUUGUGGAAUUUAAACUUCACAAGAAGUUUGACUGGAAAUAGAGAUCACAAACUAAAUCUCCCGUGUUAUCAGAUGUUUUCAAUAUAUGUACUUAUAUAUUAACACCAUUUAUUUGUUAUACUUGUAAAAACCAGUGAUAUAGCUUGUGAAUAUAUCAAGGAUAUACUUGUAAAAAUUGUUCUUAUUUGUUUCACUGUAUUUAAAAUUUAUAAAUUAAACUUUG
Brassica oleracea var. oleracea is the source of this 661-nucleotide messenger RNA. RefSeq names its product pumilio homolog 15-like. The transcript has a single exon. Lineage: Eukaryota; Viridiplantae; Streptophyta; Magnoliopsida; Brassicales; Brassicaceae. The coding region runs from base 63 to 479 and encodes 138 amino acids. The record is from RefSeq and is a predicted model, not a curated record.